GUAUUUUGUGCAUAUAUGUUUUCAAUAAACACUCUUCAAAAACGAAACCUACAGUCUAAUGCAGUCCAAGCCUACAUACCAGCAAACCGUCUAUUCCGUUACGAAGGUCGUCUGAAAUCCAACUCUGUUUACACCCUGAACAAUUUCAUGAUCAUUUCUACCCAAAAGGUGUACAAAGUCCCAGACCACAAACAUGGGAUCGUUUUUACUGAGAAAACAUCAAUGGUAUUGGAGCCUAUUGGAGAUCAUAAGAUCGACGAACAGAAAUUUCGGUUCCGUAACUAUGAAGAUUUCGCUUCUAUUAUAGACACUAAUGCAGAUCUAUUUGAUGUCAUUGGCCAGGUUCGUCUAAUUGUUGGCGACAAUAUCCACUCGCCUUCAACACUGGAAUCAGCUCUCCAAGUGGAAGGCAGCCGAUCAAGUGAUAGGGUGUUCUUACAUUUCCAACUUAAAGAUGGCCAGACCAUUCGUAUAUACCUCUGGGGAACCAUUGCUGUGCUAUUUAGAGAAAGAUGGAAUGAAAGUGAAGUCAAACCAGCUGUUCUCCUCAUAACUACUGUCAAUCCAAAAACAGUAGGACGUAUGUUAUCUCUUUUUCAGUCGACAUGAUCUUGGUGUGGAAAAGCAUUCUAAUGAA
Molecule: messenger RNA, 637 nt
Organism: Camelina sativa (false flax)
Lineage: Eukaryota; Viridiplantae; Streptophyta; Magnoliopsida; Brassicales; Brassicaceae
Source: RefSeq, a predicted model, not a curated record